GCUGGAAAACCUUGUCGUUACGUUCCACGUUGGGCCCGGCCCAACUGGCGCGGAGGAGCCGACCGACGACGGCAGCCUCCAUUUUCCGUCCAACUCCGAUUUGGUCUCUCUCCCCGCUCGAAUCCGACCCGAUCAGCGAGGUAGGGUUCGCCUCCGCCCAUAUAGAUCCAGCCACCCCGCCGCCGCACCGUCCAUCGACAGCUAGGGUUGCCAGAUCGCACAUCCAAUCGCUGUAAGCUUCGAGGUUUCCGGCGAGAAGGAUCCGAUUUGCCGCGGAUGGCCGCAGGGGGUGAAGGUUCCGCCAGGUGGCGCACCGCGAAUAGCUUGGAGGCCGCGGCGACGCUGAGGAGGUGCUCCACCAAGAGGAAGUCGGGGAAGGAGGAGGCGUCUGGUCGGAUGCCUCGUCGAAGGAAGGAGAAGGAGACAGCCUCGGCGGCGUCCGCCUGUGCAGAUGCAGAGAAGUCGGCGGCAGGGGCGGCGAAGAACCGGUUGCCAGCGAAGGAUAUCCGGUGGAUCCUAGCGCAGAAGCCGGAGGCUCCGCCGCCAAUCUACCAGGCCCUGAAGCGGAGCAACCCGGAGCUGGUGCCGCGGCCGGAGGAGGAGGGGGACGAGAAGCUGCGUGUGCUGUACGUCCUGGCCAGGGCGUUCUACGAGGUGGAGGAGAUGCAACCCAAGUUUCAGCAGUGGGUGCGCAGUGAGCUCAAGGAGAAGGGGUACGUCGAGGUGGACGAUGACUAUAUGAAGCAAAAGGCUGCAGCGCAGGCCGGUAUCGACAGGGACUGGCCUAUUCUCAAAGCCAAGAUCGAUGCCUUCUCGGGUCCCUCGGAAGAUGGUGAUGAGACUACUAGCGUCGACAGCGACGACUCAGCUGACGAGGAAGAAGAUGAUGAUCUGGAUUCGAUCAUGAAGGAUUAAUUAAUUAGCUGCUCAUACAUAUAAUAAUCUAUAUAUAACGUAUGCUUGCAUUGCAUUGAGUUAUUAUAUUAAUUAUUAGGUCCUCUUUAAUUGUGAUUCAUGCAUGAUGAUGCUUGUCCUAAGUUCAAGUGCUGUCGAAGGAUAUAUAUGGUAUUUAACUAAAAUGUCUUAUAUAUAUAUAGUAGUAACAUGAUUAUUAAUUGUCUCGUGUUUGCA
Sorghum bicolor (sorghum) is the source of this 1131-nucleotide messenger RNA. RefSeq lists its product as uncharacterized. Bases 277 to 915 code for a protein of 212 amino acids. The transcript has a single exon. The record is from RefSeq and is a predicted model, not a curated record. Lineage: Eukaryota; Viridiplantae; Streptophyta; Magnoliopsida; Poales; Poaceae.